Messenger RNA from Magnolia sinica, 837 nucleotides. RefSeq names its product hydroxycinnamoyl-CoA:piscidic acid hydroxycinnamoyltransferase-like. Gene Ontology annotation, molecular function: acyltransferase activity, transferring groups other than amino-acyl groups. NCBI's taxonomy places the organism in Eukaryota, Viridiplantae, Streptophyta, Magnoliopsida, Magnoliales, Magnoliaceae. The transcript has a single exon. The coding region runs from base 1 to 687 and encodes 228 amino acids. The record is from RefSeq and is a predicted model, not a curated record.
AUGUUGGGCCAUGUAGACGAUCAUGAGGUACGGAGCAAGGAGACAACGGUCGAGAUGUUGAGGCUGACACGUGAACAAGUGAAUAAGAUCAGGCAACAAGCGACCGGGUGCAGCCGGUACCAGUCGGUGGCGGGUCACGUGUGGAGAGUUGCGUGCAAGGCUCGUGGGCUCCACCAUGAUCAGCAGACGAAGAUGUUCAUUGCCGUUGAUGGCCGCGGACGGUUGCAUCCUCGGUUGCCUGAUGGUUACUUUGGUAACCUUGUGUUCAAAACGACACCGGCCGGGCGGUGCGGCGAUCUGGUGUUGAACCCGCUGAGUCAGUCGGCGAGUCGCGUGAAAGAAGUAGGGGAGAUGAUGAAGGACGAUUACCUAAGGUCAGCGCUUGACUUUUUAGCCAGUCACAAGGACCUGACUCCGUUUCGCGGUGCAUCCCACACGCUGGGCUGUAGCCAAGGGACGUUCUACGGCUGCCCCAACAUCACCUUCACCAGCUGGAUAGGGAUGCCGAUCUACGAUGCUGAUUUUGGGUGGGGCCCACCUAUCCACAUGGGCCCCGCGGCUUUGGGCUUCGAAGGGAAGGCUAUCCUGAUGCCAACGCGAGAAGGGGAUGGGAGCAUGCUACUCGCGAUCCGCCUGCAGGUGGCCCACAUGAAGGCUUUCAAGGACUCCACUUACCAUGGUUUAUAGAGGACUGCUAGUGCCAUUCUGAUCAUGGGUCAUUUUGCUUUAGGCAGCUUAUGUUGGUUUCUGCUUAUUCACUAGAUAAAAGAAUAUUUGGAAAACAACGUGCUUAUCAUCCUAAGAGCAUAAGAGUAAUAAAGUUUGUUUAGUUUCUCA